UUGUUAUCCAUAAUGGAAUCAUCACAAAUUAUAAGGACUUGAGAAAAUUUCUGGAGAGCAAAGGCUAUGAAUUUGAAUCUGAAACGGAUACAGAAACAAUCCCCAAAUUGAUCAAAUACAUGUAUGACAACAGAGAGAGUGAGGACACCAGUUUUUCAGCCUUGGUAGAAAGAGUUAUUCAACAGCUGGAAGGUGCUUUUGCAUUGGUUUUCAAAAGCAUCCAUUAUCCAGGUGAAGCUGUUGCUACCAGGAGAGGGAGUCCUUUGCUCAUUGGAGUUAGGAGCAAGUACAAGCUCUCCACUGAACAGAUUCCUGUUUUAUAUAGAACAUGCAACAUUGAGAAUGUAAAGAACAUAUGCAAUUCACGAAUGAAAAGAUUGGACAGCUCUACCUGCCUGCAUGCUGUUGGGGAUAAGGCAGUAGAAUUCUUCUUUGCUUCAGAUGCAAGUGCUAUUAUUGAGCACACCAACAGAGUAAUUUUCUUAGAAGAUGAUGACAUUGCAGCAGUAACUGAUGGGAAGCUUUCAAUUCACCGUCUGGAGCGUUCAGCUAGUGAUGAUCCUUCCCGGGCCAUCCAAACCUUGCAGAUGGAAUUGCAGCAAAUCAUGAAGGGUAACUUCAGUGCCUUCAUGCAAAAGGAAAUUUUUGAACAACCGGAAUCAGUUGUCAAUACGAUGAGAGGGCGGGUGAAUUUUGAAAGCAGCACAGUUCUGUUGGGGGGGCUGAAGGAUCAUUUGAAAGAAAUCAGAAGAUGCCGAAGACUGAUCAUUAUUGGCUGUGGGACCAGUUACCAUGCUGCAGUAGCUACUCGACAAGUAUUGGAAGAAUUGACGGAAUUACCAGUGAUGGUGGAACUUGCUAGUGACUUCCUUGAUAGAAACACACCUGUAUUCAGAGAUGAUGUAUGCUUUUUUAUAAGUCAGUCAGGUGAAACUGCAGAUACGCUUAUGGCCCUGAGGUAUUGUAAAGAACGUCGUGCUCUCACAGUUGGCAUCACAAACACUGUCGGGAGCUCAAUAUCCAGGGAGACUGACUGUGGUGUACAUAUCAAUGCAGGACCUGAGAUAGGUGUGGCAAGCACAAAGGCUUACACCAGCCAAUUCGUGUCUCUUGUAAUGUUUGGCCUAAUGAUGUCUGAAGACCGAAUUUCCUUGCAGAAAAGGAGACAGGAAAUCAUUAGUGGACUAAAAUCAUUGCCAGAGAUGAUUAAAGAAGUCUUGUCCUUGGAUGAGAAGAUACAUGAUUUGGCUCUUGAACUGUACAAACAAAGAUCACUGCUGGUUAUGGGUCGUGGGUAUAAUUAUGCCACUUGUCUGGAAGGAGCUCUGAAAAUAAAAGAAAUCACAUACAUGCACUCUGAAGGUAUCUUGGCUGGUGAGCUGAAACACGGGCCGUUAGCCCUCAUAGAUAAACAAAUGCCUGUUAUCAUGGUGAUAAUGAAGGAUCCUUGUUUCACCAAAUGCCAGAAUGCUCUGCAACAGGUCACUGCUCGACAGGGUCGUCCAAUCAUUCUGUGUUCUAAAGAAGACACAGAAAGCUCAAAAUUUGCCUACAAAACCAUUGAGCUGCCUCAUACAGUUGACUGCCUUCAAGGAGUCCUGAGUGUUAUUCCUCUCCAGUUGCUCUCAUUCCACCUGGCUGUUCUCAGAGGAUACGAUGUGGACUUUCCAAGAAAUUUGGCCAAAUCUGUUACUGUAGAAUAACAGCCAAGAACAGCUGAUGUUUUUGUCACCAGACCUCUGAGUUAUACUUGUAGAAAUGUGUUGUUCUGAAUUGAUAGGUACAUGUUUUUCUAAAGAGAAUGACAGUGCUAACUGGAAAGUGUCAGAAGGAUUUAUCUUGCAGCUUUAAAAGCUUUUGAUGUGCCUUGUACCCAAGUGCUUUUGCUCACAGCAAAUACUCCUCUAAGUCCUGAAAUUGCCAAAGAAGAUAAAAAUUGUUUACACAUUAUACUGAAUGAACUUUUUCUACUGUGCAAUAUAUAUAUACAGCUCUCUUCAGAGUAACUGUGAACAUGUUUUUUAGCCUACACUACUUAACUAGUUUUAAAGAUAUAGUAUUUAUAAGUACAAUUGUAUAGCUUUUUUUAAGUUAUUUUUUUAGUACGUUGCUUAUCUGUAGCAUUGGUAAUGCUCAGAAUGUAAAUACUGAGCAUGUUGACACUUGUGUACAGUUGUAGGAAAAAACCCUAACCAGCUUCAAACUGGAAAUUUUUUAUCCCUCUUCCUCCCCAGCUUCCCCUCCCUGCUUUGCAUCUGUGUUUCGUAUUUUAACCAGUCCUUUGCAAAGCUCUUUUGUGGCUGUAAAUUCUCAGCUAUGUUUUAAAUUUCUGCUUCUUUCAACUAAUUAUUUGAAAAGCCAGAGCAACCUUUUGGUUUGUAUGCCACCCCAGCUCUUAUUUGCAUAACAUGUACAGUGCAACAAACUAAGGGAACUGGAUGUCUUUCAAGUGAUAUUUCUGUUUGAAGAGUGUACAAUGAAAUUACAAUGCAAUUAAAAG
Molecule: messenger RNA, 2500 nt
Organism: Athene cunicularia (burrowing owl)
Lineage: Eukaryota; Metazoa; Chordata; Aves; Strigiformes; Strigidae
Gene: GFPT2
Product: glutamine-fructose-6-phosphate transaminase 2
Exons: 15
Coding region: 120-1703 (527 amino acids)
Biological process (GO): UDP-N-acetylglucosamine metabolic process; carbohydrate derivative biosynthetic process; fructose 6-phosphate metabolic process
Molecular function (GO): L-glutamine:D-fructose-6-phosphate transaminase (isomerizing) activity; carbohydrate derivative binding
Source: RefSeq, a predicted model, not a curated record